GUUGGGAUUGUGAGUUUUAGAAACUUGAGUAAUAAUACAUGAUGGGAAGAGAAAUAUCAGUCACCGCCUCAAAGAAACCCUCUCUUCCACCUCCACCCCCUUGUCUGCUCGAGCUCGGCCACAGUCCAGAAUCAAGGACUUGGACCGAGCCUUAGAUCGAGACGCUCCCACUAGCUGCUUGCCGGAAUCUCCUCAUCCUGGCAUCUGAUCGCCGGUAUCUCAUCCCUAUUUUCCCGUGAAGUCGACCUCCUUCUCCGGCGGCGACCAAGGACAAAUGGGGAAAAAACUUAAGAAGAAAACAAACCGAAAUGCUCAAAAGGAGAAACACUUUCCAACCUCUUCUCGAAACAACAUUUCAGAAAAAAUUCCAACAAUGGUAGUUGAUGGAGGUACAAUUGAACAAGAAAAAAGACUAUGUCCACAUAUUGAAACAGGCAUAAAUCUGGACAAAGUUUCUUCAAAGAUAACAUCUCUCGAGUCUCCUAAUUGUGAUGAUUGUAGGGAAGGGGUACUUGAUAGAAGGGCAAGUAAACCAAGAGGCAAACAUAACAAGAAAAAGGGAAGUGGUUCAACAUCUGACUCCAAAUCCAUUUGGGUAUGUUUAGAAUGUGGACAAUUUACAUGUGGGGGUAUUGGGUUUCCUACAGUACCUCAUACACAUGCAACCAGACAUUCCAAACAAAAUCAUCACCCUUUAGCUAUCCAAUUUGCAAACCCUAAUCUUCGUUUCUGUUUCCCUUGUAAUACCCUUAUUCCUGUUCAAGUUUCAGAAGAAAAUGGAGAAGAAAAAGAUGCUUUUUCUAGUGUUGUGAAAGUACUAAAAACUCGCCCAUCAUCAGAAAAAAAAACACUAGAUGUUGAGGAUGUUUGGUUUGGAAAUGGAAGUGUAAUAACCGAGGUCAAAUCCGUAAAUACCGAAAUUAUUCCAGAAAACAGCGGUGGAUUCUAUAUGGUAAAGGGUUUGAAUAACUUAGGCAACACUUGUUUCUUUAACUCAAUAUUGCAAAAUCUUUUAGCAAUGGAUAAACUACGGGAUCACUUCAUGAAACUGGAGACACCUGUUGGGCCUCUUUCGGUUUCUAUAAAGAAACUUUUUGUCAAAACUGACCCUUCAACAAUUGACAAAAGCAUAAUCAACCCUCGGCCUCUUUUCAACUCGAUUUGCACCAUGGCCUCUCAAUUUAAAGGGUACCAACAACAAGAUAGUCAUGAGUUGCUUCGGUUUUUGUUGGAUGGAUUGUGUAAUGAGGAGUGUAGCAAGGAUAAAAAUGUCCAAAAAGAGCAUCCUACUUUUGUUGAUGCCCUUUUUGGGGGACAAAUUUGUAGCAGUGUUAGUUGUUUGGAAUGUGGGCAUACUUCAAAUGUAUAUGAACCUUAUUUAGACCUUUCAUUACCAUUACCUACAAAAAAAUCUACAUCUAAAAAGAUGCCUUUAGUUUCUAAGUCCAAGAAACCAAACACACCUCCAAAAAGACGUGAAAAAAUCGAAACAAAAGUUCAUAAAGCUUCUGAUCCUGCUACUCGAGAGGAUAUAAUGGAAAAAAUAUCUGGAAUUACAAUCACGGAAUCAGGGAUUCCGUUGGAUGACUGCAAUGGUAAUUCUAAUUCAUCUGAUAUCUCAUCAUGGUUGGAUUAUCUGGAGCCAACUAAGGCAUCAAGCGAUUCGUGGUUGGACUAUCUUGACCCUUGUUCAUCUAAUGAUCAUGAUAUGGUGUCCCGGAAUGGAAUCCAAGAUUCCGGAGAUGGUAACGAACAUAUUUGGGAAGACUUAGACGAGGCACCAAGAGUUCAGGAAUCGGAGAUUUUAUUGCUUCCUUAUAAAGAACUAACGUCAACUAGUAAUGGGAAUGAGAUUGCAGAAGAAGCAUCGGAUUUUGAUGGAUUUGGGGGUUUAUUUGAUGAACCUGAGGUUGAGGUUGUUUCUGGGCCGAGUGUUAAAAACAACAGCGAUUCUGAUUCCGAUGAGUUGGAUAAUAGUGAUUGCCAGGUGUCGGUGGAUAAAUGUUUAGCUUAUUUCACAACCACUGAGAUUCUUUCCAAAACUGAUCAUGCUUGGCAGUGUGAGCAGUGUACAAAAGCAUUGUUGGAACAGAGGACAAGGCUGAAGAACAAAACAAAUGGAAUCGGAAUUGGUAUUCCAUCUGACUCUGGCAUUGAACACUCUUUUCUGAAUGGAAACGGAAGCCCAAGUAUUCCUUCUGAUUCUGGGGUUGAAGACUCUGUUUCGAAUGGGGUUGGAAAUGGAAAUGGAAAUAGGAAUGGGAAUGGAGUACCAUCUGAGAUGGAAGAAAGGGGAAGUGAGGAAAAUGGUGGGAAUUCAGGAUUAUCAUCACAUCAUCAAAGUUCAGUUACAGAUUCUAAUGGACAUGAUUCCAAUGGGGUUGAAGAUGAGGUGGAUUCUAGUAGUGUGAAGGUGAUAAGGGAUGCAUCUAAGAGGAUUCUUAUUAGUAAGGUCCCACCAAUCUUGACCAUUCAUUUGAAGAGGUUAAGUCAAGAUGCUCGGGGGCGUUUAAGUAAAUUGAAUGGUCAUGUUGAUUUCAAAGAUACCAUUGAUCUUGAGCCAUACAUGGAUCCAAGUUGUUGUAAAGAGAAAGGGAGAGAGAGAUAUCAAUACGGGUUGAUAGGGGUGGUGGAGCAUUCAGGGUCAGCAAGGGGAGGUCAUUACGUGGCGUAUGUGAGAGGAGGUUUAAAAGAUGACUGGGUUUGGUAUCAUGCUAGUGAUGCUCAUGUCCGACAGGUUUCUUUGGAGGACGUUUUCGCAUGUGAGGCUUACAUCUUGUUCUAUGAAAAAAUGUAAAUAUUUUUUCAUUUUCUUGGGGAUCCAAUUCAGAAUAUCCCCAAAACAAAAAGAGACUUGACAAAAUUAAUUCAUAUAUAUAUAUA
This is a messenger RNA of Lactuca sativa (garden lettuce), 2883 nucleotides long. RefSeq names its product ubiquitin carboxyl-terminal hydrolase 2. Gene Ontology annotation, cellular component: cytosol; nucleus. Gene Ontology annotation, molecular function: cysteine-type deubiquitinase activity; zinc ion binding. The record is from RefSeq and is a predicted model, not a curated record. Gene Ontology annotation, biological process: protein deubiquitination. NCBI's taxonomy places the organism in Eukaryota, Viridiplantae, Streptophyta, Magnoliopsida, Asterales, Asteraceae.